Calliphora vicina (urban bluebottle blowfly) is the source of this 2778-nucleotide messenger RNA. It is a transcript of the gene Nnp-1, whose product is annotated as Ribosomal RNA processing protein 1 homolog Nnp-1. NCBI's taxonomy places the organism in Eukaryota, Metazoa, Arthropoda, Insecta, Diptera, Calliphoridae. Gene Ontology annotation, biological process: rRNA processing. Bases 113 to 2359 code for a protein of 748 amino acids. The record is from RefSeq and is a predicted model, not a curated record. The transcript has a single exon. Gene Ontology annotation, cellular component: preribosome, small subunit precursor; nucleus.
GCAAACAACCACAGAAAUUAUUUAAACACGUGUUAACGCUAGAAUUUAUAAAUUAAAACAAAAUUUUAACUGGAAAAUAAAGUGUAGACAAAGUAGAAAUAAAAUAAAGAGGAUGGUAGUAAUGGCCCCCGUUAAAAAAUCUAAACAUAAUUUAUCUUUUCAAAAGAAAGAAGAAAAUCAAAUGGACGUUGAAGAUGUGAAUGAUGAAGAAAAUGGUGAGGAGUGUGAAGAUGAUGAAGUGCCGCAAGAUAUACAAAUUAUAGCUCAAGAAGUACAAAUCGUAAAGACAUUGGCAUGCAAUGAUUUAACUCAAAGGAAUAGACAAAUGAAAAAAUUACGCAAAUGGCUGCAGCUAAGAACAAAGUCGACUUUUUCAUUCACUCAAGAAGAUUUUAUGAGAAUAUGGAAGGGACUCUAUUAUAAUAUGUGGUAUUCCGACAAACCGUUGGUCCAAGAAGAACUCGCAGAACAACUAGGUAAACUUUUGGAAUGUUUUGAGGGUAACUUGCAAUAUAGUGUUGACUUUUUUGGAGCAUUUUUGAAAACGAUGUGCAUAGAAUGGUUUGGUAUCGACCAAUGGCGCAUUGAUAAGUUUUUGAUGUUGGCGAGGCGUAUGUUGCGUUACAUGUUUAAGAUAUUGAAAUCCUCUGAAUGGAGUAUGGAGGCAUUAGAAAUAUUUAAUAAACACGCUACUGAAACAGUACUAUUUGAAAAUGUGUCUGCCAAAGGUUUAACUAUGCACUAUUUGGAUAUAUUCUUCGAGGAGUUGGCUAAAGUUUCCGAGGGCAACAUUUCUGCAGAACAAGUUGGAAUGUUUGUCAAACCAUUUGUUAAGUUUAUGGCAACUCAAAGAGAUUUUAACUUAAUAUCGCACUGUCGGACUAGGAUAUUUUAUCAUUUACUUUACCAAAGUAGUUUGGGUAGAGAAUACAGUGAGAAGUAUAAUGCCUGGAAAGACAUGGGAUUUCCUACCAAACAUAUCGAUGAUUUGGAGAAAGUAGAUGAAUCGGAACAUGAAGACAGUGUUGAAGUAGAAAGUGUUGAAGAAAAUGCUAGCAAUAGACACCUGGAUCCACGUGCUGGUAAUGUGGACGUUUUUAUGCCAGAAUUAACAUUGGAUGCCGAACAUAUCAUAAAGGAAGCUGAACACUUUCUUUAUAAAGAGGAAUGUGCAACAAGGCGUAGAAAGCUACUUAAAAAACUAUUGGACUUGUUCAAAACCUAUCAAAAUGGUCAAUUCCCAUUGGGAAUUAAGACCAUGCCUAGAUUUGAAGGUAAAUCAGAAAAGCCUCUUAUUCAAGAAAAAAUAAGACAAUUAGAUAACUUGGAAAAUGAGUUGUAUGGAGUUGAUAGAAAACUAAAACAAAUGACAAAACGUAAAAGGAGAAAGUUUUUAAAAUCGUUGAAUUUUGAUGAAAUUGAUGAAAGCAAUUAUGAGCAAACUCUGGAAAAAGCUUUGCCAAAGGAUUACCUUAAAGAACGUAGGAAGAGGUCGCAAAAAUCCUUUAUGUCUAACUGGGUAGAGGAGGAACUUAACGAAGAAGAAUUGAAGCCGAAAAAAUCUAAACAGGAAACCUUAGCCAACAACGAAAAUGUAGCAGUUGAAAAAACACACAUUAAAAAGAAUAAAUUAAAAUUUCAAAAUUCAGAAAAUGUAGACCUAGCUGAACCUGUUAAGAAAUCUAAAAAACUAGAUAAGUCUGUAAGUGAAUCAGUGAAUAACGGAGACACACCUGUCAAACUAAGUAAGAAAUCAAAAAAGAAUAAUGCUGAUUUGAGCAAGAACGUGUCUAAUGGAUCCGAAAUUAAAGCUACCAAUAAGCAGAUAAAAGUUUUAAAAAUAUCAGAUCCCCAAGAACAAUCCACACCGAAACUCAAAUCAAAGGAAUCGAAAGUCUUAAAAAUAUCCGAUGCUGAUGUACAGACCACACCAAAGUCCAAAAAAAAACCCACAAACGAAUGGGAUGAGCCCAUGGGCGAAGAUGAAGUAGAAUAUUUUUUGCCAUCUCGUAAAUUACAACUAAAGAAAGCUAAUGCAGAUUUAGUGUUAAAUCCAAUGGCAAAACAACGUUUAAUCGAUCACCCAUCUACACCUGUUAACAGCAAGAAGACCUCUUUUUCGGCGGCCAAUACUCCUAAAACACCCGGUAGCGCCAAACGCGUUAAGAUUGCGUUGAAACACAACACAUCCCAAAAUCCUCUUGAGUAUAUACAACAAAUUAGAAGCUCGCCGAAUAUACCCUAUGAUGCUAAAAAGAAGCCCGGCAAGGGAUUGUUAAAACCCAAUGCAAUGCCCAGUCCUAUUAAUCCUUUUUACAAAAAGAAAAUUGGUUUGAAAUUAUUAAAUGAUACUAUUUGAUAUUGUUGUAGUAAACUUUCUUCUUUUUAUAAAUUUAAGUAAAAAAAAAUGUUAAUCUAAAAUUAUAAGCUUUCUUUAAAAUAAUUAUUUGAAUAAAGUGUGUAGACUUUUUAUUUUUUAAAGGUAUUUUAUUAACAAAAAAAGAUUAUGUUUUCUUAAUAUGUUGUUUGGUUUGUGUUCUUUUUAUGUUUUAAGGCUCUUGUGUACACAUGCAGCUAUGGUCAAUCAUCAAAUUCAAAUACUGGUUUACCUUUAGUAUCCCAAGUAUUUUUACAUUUACGAAAAGCGCACACUAGAUAAAUUGCUAAAAUGAAAGAAUAGAAAUAUGCAUUUGCUUAAGUAAAAUAAAAAAAUAUAUAAUAAAUGAAGUUUGAAUAAUUUUAUAACCAUUUUAUUUUUUAAUAAAAGUAAAAAAUACA